This is a messenger RNA of Macrosteles quadrilineatus (aster leafhopper), 4483 nucleotides long. Its product is annotated as FERM, ARHGEF and pleckstrin domain-containing protein 1-like. The record is from RefSeq and is a predicted model, not a curated record. Gene Ontology annotation, cellular component: cytoskeleton. The coding region runs from base 329 to 3469 and encodes 1046 amino acids. NCBI's taxonomy places the organism in Eukaryota, Metazoa, Arthropoda, Insecta, Hemiptera, Cicadellidae. Gene Ontology annotation, molecular function: guanyl-nucleotide exchange factor activity; cytoskeletal protein binding. The transcript has 24 exons.
UUCUGUUUCUGUGCUUCUGUCUGCUCUCUGCAGGAACAAAUUUCCAAAAAUCUCUAAAAUGGGUGUGUGUUGUGUUUGUUGAAGUGUUUAUUUAUUAACUGUCGUGAUUAGGCGUUUGUUGACAAGGAUGUGUUGGAGCUUUUGAUAUAGUCUACAAUAUUUAACAAGAAGGAACCGAGGAGAUGGCAGCCCGGCCCGACCUAUAGCAGUGACAGUGACUGUGCGUGUAGUGGUGUGUCGCGUAGUGUAAAGUGUGAUAUGUGUGUGCGGACCUGACUGUGAUAUGAUCUCGACCCGACACGUUCUCUGAUACAACUGAAAAGUGAGGAUGGCGAUGAUGAACGACUCUUCGCUGAGUCACUCGCGAGCGUCGUCAUGCUCCAAGCUGCCGCACUCACACUCUACCCCUGUAGGGGUGGACGGAGGCGUGGUCGGCUGUAGUCGGACGCCUCCCACCACACCUAAGAAGGGAGGCAAGAUGUUGGCCAUCCGGGUACAGAUGUUGGACGACUCCGUCACCAUGUUCCAAGUGCAGGCGAAGGCCGUUGGUAGAGUGUUGUUUGACCAAGUCUGCAAACAACUACAUCUACUGGAGGCUGAUUACUUUGGGCUGGAGUAUCAGGACCCUACUGGAACUAGGUAUUGGCUGGACCUGGAGAAGCCUCUGGCCAGACAGGUAGGCCUCACGUUGGUCGACCCUUUGCUGCAGUUCUGUGUCAAGUUUUACACACCAGACCCGGCCCAGCUGGAGGAAGAGUUCACCAGGUACCUGUUCUGUCUUCAGAUCAAACGAGACCUAGCGCAAGGUCACAUACAGUGUAACGAGAACACUGCCGCACUCAUGGCGUCUUAUAUUGUACAGGCCGAGUGUGGUGACUUUGUAGCCGAAGAUUAUCCAGACCCUUCGUAUCUCUCCACGUACAAAUUUGUGCCGCACCAAGACCGCGACCUUGAGAGGCGGAUCAUGGAGAACCACAAGAAACAUGCUGGCCAGUCACCUGCAGAAGCGGACCUAAAUCUUCUAGAAACUGCUCGUAGAUGUGAACUGUACGGCAUGAAAAUGCAUGCUGCUAAGGACCACGAAGGUGUGCCUCUAAACCUGUCAGUAGCCCACAUGGGCCUCGUUGUCUUCCAGAACUACACCAAGAUCAACACCUUCUCCUGGGCGAAAAUCAGGAAAAUCAGCUUCAAACGGAAGCGGUUUCUGAUCAAACUGCAUCCGGAGGGAUAUGGUUACUACAAAGACACAGUCGAAUUUUUCUUCGAGGGACGAAACGAAUGUAAGAACUUCUGGAAGAAAUGUGUCGAAAAUCACGGCUUCUUCCGCUGUUCUUCCGUUAAGAAAGUGCCGAGACAGAGAACGAGAGUUUUGAGUCGAGGUUCAUCCUUUAGGUAUAGCGGCAAGACGCAAAAGCAGAUCGUAGAGUUUGUCAGAGAGAACUACGUCAAGAGACAGACAUUCCAAAGGUCUCAAUCAUUCCGGCACUCUUCUUCAGUUCACUCGUCAGUGGCUACAAACGUAGGGGGGAGUAUUUCAGCCCACCCCCUCCUACCCCUAGGAGACAGUUCCAUCGUGUCCCUGUCAUGCGGCUCGAUGAGUCUAGCGGGGGUGGGCCCGGCGGGUUCUCAGAGCCCGAUUGUUCGCCGCCAGCAACAGACGACCAAUCAACAGACGACGACAGCGAUUGCGGAGCGUACAGCUAUCGACAGCCGCGCUACGUUUACACCAGAGCCGCCGGGCAGUGUAAUCAGUGUGGGCAGCGGGGAUGAGAGAAGCAGUCCAGCGCCUCCUGUAGUGACGCAAGUCAUCACACACAACGUACGAGAGAACAACAACAUCGUCUCGUCCACACCGACUCACAAGACCAACGGAACACUCAACAAUUACAACGAGGUGUCGCUAACUCCAGAUCUCAGCCCGCUCAAGAGUAUCAAGGACGAACUCAACAAGGGAAGCGGAGAUUUGGUCGACGGAGAAGUCAAGAAGAAGCGAAACACUUCAGACAAAGCUUAUUUCAUUGCCAAAGAAAUCCUCAUGACUGAGAGAACAUAUCGCAAGGACUUGGAAGUCAUUAAUUUGUGGUGGAGAGAUGAGGUGUGUAAGGAGGAGUGUCCGUCAUGUGUGGACACGUUGCUCAACCUGCUAGACCCUCUACAUGACGCUCAUUGUCUCAUACUACGCGAUGUAGAGCUACGACUCGCCAGCUGGGAGACCCGCAACUCUCAACAACAGCGCAUCUCAGACAUAUUGUUACGAUCCUGCGACUACUUGCCGUUGUACGAGAACUACAUAGACAGGCAUCUAGAAGUACUGGAGCAACUAGACGUUGAGUUCAGAACCAACCCCAAGUUUGAACAAGUCUACCGAGACUUUGAGAGUCAGAAGAUCUGCUACUUGCCGCUCACUGCGUUUGUUCUCAAACCCCUUCAUCGGAUCUUCCAUUACACCAACCUCCUCGACCGACUUCUGAAGCAUUACACCAAGGAUCACAUAGACUACGAAGAUUGUCUCAGUGCUAGAGACAGAUUGAGAGAGUUGCAGCCUCAUUUGUCCGAGCGACUACGAGUCUCUGAAAACUUUGUAGCGCUUUGUGAGCUACAGAGAGACACUGUAGGGUUCGAUCACCUCACUUCACCACAUCGUCAGUUCCUGAGGCAAGGCUGUCUCAACAAGUUCUCUACCCGCAAGGGCUACCUGCAGCGCAUGUUCUUCUUGUUCUCGGACGUACUGCUGUACACCAACAGAGUAGGUCAUAUGUUCAGUGUUCACGGCCAGCUGCCUCUGCAUACUCUUGCUAUAGAGGAAAGAUGUGACACUCCUACAGCUAAUUCCUUCAUCAUCUAUGGCGGCAACAGAGUCCUGACUUUGGCGGCCAGUUCUGAAGAGGAGAAGGACAAAUGGUUGGAAGACCUGACGGAAGCUAUGGAUUACAGCAAGAAUCUUCCCAACGACGAGAAAAUAUCCUACCUCAGCCUUAAGUCCUGUAGUUCGUCAGACGACGUGAUGGACAAGUGCGGCACGGAGGACCACAGAGUGUCGCCACAACGUAGUAACACGACCGUGCACGUCUGCUGGCAUCGCAACACCAGUCUCAGUAUGGAAGACAUCCUGCGCGCCGCGCACAACACACUCAGCGGAUACCUGCUGCGCAAGUUCAAGAACAGCAACGGCUGGCAGAAACUCUGGGUCGUCUUCACCAACUUCUGUCUCUUCUUUUACAAAACGUUCCAGGAUGAUUGCCCAUUGGCCAGUCUUCCGUUGUUGGGCUACACGGUGUCGCCCCCUAGUGACAAAGACGCAAUACACAAAGACUUUGUGUUCAAACUACAGUUCAAGAAUCACGUCUACUUCUUCCGAGCGGAGAGUGAAUACACGUUUGGCCGAUGGAUGGAGGUGAUAAGUUCAGCCACUCAACAUGCUGGCCGCACUAGACUCUUCAGUCGUAAGGACAGUGCUUUAGAAGACUGAAACAUACGUCCGAUAUACAAAAUAUACUUAGAUAUCAAACUGUAAGAUCUGGUUCUGCGGUUCAUUCGAUUUUUAUCUGACAUGGGUAAAUUUUCAAGGCUGGUUCCCAAUGAAACGCAAGAAUGUUUAAAAAUUCCAGAUCAACAUAAAUUUGUCACCUUAAUGUACCUUGUAAACCCGAUUUAUAGCAGUUGUUUAAAAUAGUGGAAAUUUUUAUAGUUUUUUAAAAGUUUUUAUUGUAAUACAGACAAUAAUUUUUAAGUAGAUCUGUAAUGUUUGUAUCUUGUAUAGUUGCAUUUGGAAACCGUUAUUUACAAGUUGGAAAUGUGUUUAGUGCACUUAUAACUUUUUAUAACACUUUUUAUUGGUUUACGAGCAAGAAUUUUACUCAAUAAGCUCGUGCAUUUUUAUUUGUAGUUUUAUCUAGGAUUGUGUUUUAUAAAUUGAUUAUUUUAUAGAAAACAAAAAAUUUAAAUUUUUAUUUUAAAAGAGUGUAAUUACUUUGAAUUUACAAUUUUUUACAGUUGUUUUUUUAAUUUUAUAUUUUUACAAUGUAUAUACUGUACAAUGUACAAGUACUGUAUAGAUUUUUGUAUCUGGGUCAAAUAACUUUUUAACAAGUAACCACUUUAACGUUCUAACACAUCCCAACAAGUAAGAAAGACAUGUGAGACGAGACAUUCCUUAGUCACUUUGCACGUCCAAACACGUUCGAACACCUCACUCACAUCACCAUUGCCUUACCCAGUGGCUUUAAUCCAUUAGAAUAAGAGUUUUCAUAAUGUGUUAUAUUGUACAUUUAUAUGCGAAUUUUGGUAAGACUUCUUAUUGAAUUUAUGAGAGAUUUUAAAGUAUUAUUGCUGUUUUAGCACAAGUUUGUAAUUUAAAGAUUUUUCGAAGAAAGAAUAAUAUUAGUAACAAAUGAAUGUUAUGUUUAAUUAUGUAUAUAGAAAUUUAUAAUUUUUGUUGUGUUGUCUCUUAUGUUAUCUAUGAAUAAAUAACUUGUUUAGUUAA